ACUCUCCACUAUACAAAACCACUCUCUCUGGCUUUCAACCAUACUCUCACUCUUAUUCUUCUCACUUUAUUCCUUUCUCUUCUCCAAAACUUCUCUCCAAUGGCCGCAAAAUCGAUCACACCCGACGGCGUUUCGACGCUCCUCGCCAACCCUUCCCCAGAUUCUCUGUCGGAUCUUCCCGACAUUGUUGUUCAAAUAGUUGAUCUCAAGCCCAGCGGCAACAGAUACAUGUUCUCGGCCAGUGAUGGGAAAAAGAAACUGAGGGCAAUUCUUCCUUCGAAUAUGUAUUCCGAGGUUCUCUCUGGGAACAUUCAAAACCUAGGUCUUGUUCGAAUUCUUGAUUACACUCUCAAUGACAUCCCUAACAAAUCUGAAAAGUACCUUAUUGUCACGAAAUGUGAGCCGGUAUCUCCCGCUCUUGAAAAUGAGAUCAAGUGCGAGGAGCCUGGUAUUCUUUUGAAACCCAAAGAAGAGGUUGGAUUGAAGACUGACGGUGAUGCUGGUAUUGUUUUGAAGCUAAAGCAGGAAGUGGUGACAAAAUCUGCUGCGCAGAUUCUAAAUGAUCAACAUAGAAAUUCGGCUCCUGCUGCACGCUUGGCAAUUACGCGUAGGGUGCGUCCACUCGUUUCGUUGAAUCCUUAUCAGGGUAAUUGGACGAUAAAAGUUAGCGUUAGUAACAAAGGAAACAUGCGUACCUAUAAGAACGCUAGGGGUGAAGGUUGUGUAUUCAAUGUUGAAUUGACGGACGAAGAAGGUACUCAGAUCCAGGCAACCAUGUUUAACGAUGCCGCCAGAAAAUUUUACGACAAAUUUGUUCUGGGAAAGGUUUAUUAUAUUUCGAAGGGGACACUAAAAGUUGCCAACAAACAGUUCAAAACUGUUCAAAAUGAUUAUGAAAUGACGCUCAACGAGAAUUCUGAGGUGGAAGAGGUGGCGGGUGAAGCAAGUUUUGUCCCGGAAACAAAAUUUAGCUUUGUCCAGAUUGAUCAGCUAGGCCCUUAUGUCAACAAGUCUGAACUUGUGGAUGUAAUUGGAGUUGUUAAGAAUGUGUCUUCAACAAUGAGCAUUCGUAGGAAGAGUGACAAUGAGAGCAUUCCAAAGCGCGACAUUACUAUCGCUGAUGAAACGAAGAAGACGGUAGUUGUGUCGUUGUGGAAUGAUCUUGCUACUAACACAGGACAAGAUUUACUGGACAUUGCUGAUCAAUCUCCAGUUGUUGCAAUCAAGUCUCUAAGGGUUGGGGACUUCCAAGGUGUUUCUUUGUCAACUAUAAGCAGAAGUGUAAUUCUGGUAAACCCAGACGUACCCGAAGCAAAGAAACUCAGAAGCUGGUAUGAAUCUGAAGGCAAAGAUGCUUCAAUGGACUCUGUAGGUUCUGGUUCAAGUCCAACAUCUAAUAAUGGAAUUAGAUCAGUGUACACUGAUCGUGUUCCACUUGCUCACAUAACCUCCGACCAAUCAUUGGGAGAGACGAAGCCUGCGUUUUUCAGCGUUAGAGGAUAUAUAAGCUUCAUAAAGCCUGACCAAGCAAUGUGGUAUCGUGCCUGUAAGACAUGCAAUAAGAAAGUUACUGAAAACAUUGGUUCUGGAUAUUGGUGCGAAGGAUGCCAGAAAAGCGAUGAACAAUGCAGUUUAAGGUAUAUUAUGGUUGCCAAGGUUUGCGAUACAAGUGGUGAGGCUUUCUUCUCCGUCUUUAAUCAGGAAGCUGAGAAGAUUGUUGGAUGCUCUGCAGAUGCUUUAGAUGACCUUAAAUCACAAGAAGGAGAAGAUAAUCCUUAUAAUCUGAAAUUGAAGCAAGGAACUUGGGUUCCGCAUCUUUUCCGCGUCAGUGUUACCCAGAACGAGUAUAAUAACGAGAAGCGGCAAAGGAUAACGGUUCGAGCAGUUGUUCCUGUUGACUUCGCUGCUGAAUCAAGGAUGAUGCUGGAAGAAAUAUCAAAGAUGAGAGCAUAAGAGAUCGAUACGCAGAUUUACAGUUUGUAGAUUCCUUUUAAACGCUUUUUGAGUAAUGUUACUGGUUGUAAUUAUUAAUUCCUUAUGUGGUUUAUCAUACAUUUUGCUGACAUCUUCAUGUGGUAUGAUAUUGGCGAAAUUUUAGUCAUACACAUUUUCAUGAUUU
Molecule: messenger RNA, 2119 nt
Organism: Vigna angularis (adzuki bean)
Lineage: Eukaryota; Viridiplantae; Streptophyta; Magnoliopsida; Fabales; Fabaceae
Product: replication protein A 70 kDa DNA-binding subunit B
Exons: 12
Coding region: 100-1953 (617 amino acids)
Biological process (GO): nucleotide-excision repair; double-strand break repair via homologous recombination; telomere maintenance via telomerase
Cellular component (GO): nucleus; DNA replication factor A complex
Molecular function (GO): single-stranded telomeric DNA binding; damaged DNA binding
Source: RefSeq, a predicted model, not a curated record